This is a messenger RNA of Pelagomonas calceolata, 1500 nucleotides long. The record is from the annotation of a GenBank genome assembly. Lineage: Eukaryota; Pelagophyceae; Pelagomonadales; Pelagomonadaceae.
AUGUGCAACGGCCUCGAGACCGGGCAAUGCAUCAACGAGUGGUGCGCGGCCUGCGAGUGGCCCGCCGAGCGGCCGGCGCAGCUGCGCGAAUGGUUGGAUUGUGUGCGCGAUUUGACGGUCGCCGACGACGCGGACAUCGACCGCAUCGCGGCCGCCGUCUCGACGUCGUUUUUGGGCAGGAAGGCCUUCAAGGAGCACGUGCGGGUGCUCGCGGCGCGCGUUGAACGGGGCGAGGGCCCCUACGACCGGCCUUCGUCGAAGCCGGCUGCGAAGAAGAAGCCGGCGCCGAAGCGGGCGCCGCCCAAGCGCAAGGCGCCGCCGCCCGAGGAGUCGUCGUCCUCCGAGUCCGAGGACGAGCGGCCGCCGCGGCGCGCGGCGUCGAGGAAGAAGGCGCCCGAGAACGAACGGCCGCGGCGCGCGGCGUCGAAGAAAAAGAAGGCACCCGCGCCCGCCAAGAAAAAGAAGAGCCCCGCUGCGCCGAAGAAGAGCCCCCUGGUCUACGCCGACGACGACCUGCUACUGCGGCCGACGUACGUCGCCAAGGCCGCGGCGGAAAUGCAGGCAAGGCCCAAGAAGACGUCGGGACGGUGCGACCGGUGCGACGGCCUGCACCGGACCGAGGACUGCCCGCACUUCUCGAAGCCGCGCGAGGAGGUGGUGGUGGUGGCGGCCUCUUCCACCAGAGUCGCGGCGAUUCGCACGGGCAUGACGGGAGCGCUGGAGCAGGUGGUCAUGGACGACGCGCCGGGACGGCCGCCCACAUUACUCGGGAGUACGAAACGGGCGGAGGCCGAGGUGCGGAUCGCGCCCAAGAGCUACCCCUUCGCCGACCGCGACACGGCGCUCCGCGUGGCGGCGAAGAACCCCAAGAAGCGCGGCUCGGCGUCCUGGGACCGCUACGAGCGGUACAAGUCCGCGAGGACCGUUGGGGAAUUCUUGGACGCCGGCGGCACGUCGGGCGACCUGCGCCACGACUGGGCGCGCGGCUACGUCACGCAAGCGUCCGCGGCGCCGGGAGACGACACGGACGACGACUUCGACGAGCUCUACUCGGAGGUCGCCGCCGCCGCGCCGGCGCCGGCGCCUGCCGACGACUGGGGCUCCGCUUCAUUUGGAAUGUCGGCCGCGCCUCCGGCGGCUGCGGCUCCAGCGCCGGCGCCGGCCGCUGACGACGCAACUUUUUCCAUUUCGUUGGGCAUGAAAACGCCCGCGCCGGCCGCGACCGUGACGCCUCCGGCGCCGCCCUCUGCGCACCCACUCGCAGUGCCGGCGGCUCCCGCGGCCACAGCGAGCGUGGCCGGCGGGUCCGAGGAGGACUGGGGCACGGCGUCGUUCGGCAUGAGCGCGCCCGCGCCGGCGGCACGCGUCGUGUCCGCGGAGGCGCCCGCCGCGGACGACGACUGGGGGACCGCAAGCUUCGGGAUGUCGUCCGCAGCAGCAGCGCCAGCGCCCGCCGCCGCCGCGGGCGAGGACGAAAAUUGGCAGACCGUCUGUCUAUAA